AGUAGGAAGUGUGUAAUGCAGGUAGUAUGAUUUACAGGGUGAUUUUUUUAUGGCAUAUUUAUUAUCGGUUUUGACGUCUUGUUCAAUUGAUAGAAAAAUUCCGUAACUACUUACAAAUAUGUGGACAGUACAAACAAAAUGUUGGUAGAUAUAUUUUUAAAAUAACUGUCAGUGAACAGCAAAAACAUGAGAAAAACCUGGAAAUGUAAAAUUAUCAUCUAUUGAAAAUUAGGACUAGUGUUCAUGUGGUACAUCUUGACCCAUAAUUAUAUACACAAUAUAAGUAUUCAAAAUGACAUACCUGCGUAAUUUCAAGUGAUGCGUUCUCAAUAUGUAUUAAAUAAUGAGUAAAAGUUCAAAAAAGAGCAUAAAUUUUUGUGGAGUGUUUAUGCGAACAUUUUCCAAACGUCGUGUGACAAGAGUAUCUCUGAAUUCUGGAAGCGGCAAGUUGAUUACUUUCGCUUUGUAUCUAUUUAUUUUAACGUUAAUCCUUGUUACGUAAGUUCGACUACCUGUAUUGAUUUUUAUAAAGCUGGUGUGAAGACGUUUAGUGUUUUAUAGUCGAUGUACACAAACUAGCUAUUUUAUUUUUGAUGUAAGUUAAGCUCACGAGAGUGAGGUAAUGAAUAAACGGGAGUUUAAUUUCUUUGAAACAAAAAGUUAUUUAAAGCCUUUUUUUCUUGGUGGAAUAAUGGAAAAAAAGAUUUUCUUGUAAGGUUAGGUAGCGUUUGUUAAAGAACAAGUCAUAUAAGUGUGCGCAUUCGAGUGUAAAGGCAUUGUUAUAUUUUUUUUCUCCCGCGACAGUGAUACAAUAAGCGAAGCGAACACGAAGCGAGGUUCCGGUUGUUUCGCCUUGAGCCUCGCGAUUGGUCGCGGCCUGUCGGGGCGAGCCGGUCGCCCGGGGAAGGGGAAAAUAAGGGGGAGGGAGCGCGGUAGCAGACGACGCUGUGAAGCGAGUGAGAAAGAGAGAGAUAGAGAGAAUAAAAAUACAACCACGCACUCUAGGAAGAGAGUUCUCGCGCGUGGUUUGCCUUGCCAAGCGUGGCCGUGUGCUGCCGCGGCGCGAGUUCCCGCAGAAGGUUUUCCCACGUGCGAUGAAGGCGAAUUUCAACGAUGGUGCUCUUCAACCGAAAGGAACGCGCCGAUCGUAGGGAGCUGCUGGCCAGCAUGGAUCAGAUGGUGUUGGAGAAACCUGUCGACAACGCCGCCUUCCAGCACGUGCGGGAGAACAUCGAGGCGCUGAACGGCCGGGCGGGCGCCCACGACACGGACCUCAUCUUCCUCAAGGGCCUCAUGGACAGCCCCAUCAUGCGCUCCCUGGUCAAGGUCCAGGAUCGCCUGGAAGACUCGGUGGUGUCGGCCCAACCGCUGGCGACGGGGAACCUGGACCUCGUGGAUGAAGUCAGCGGCGCGUGUCAGCAGGCCCGUAGCAAGGAUGCCCACGAGCUGGCCAGUCUCCUGAGAAGUCCUCACGUUAAGGCUCUCCUGGAAUCCCACGACACGAUAGCGGAGAAGAGCUACGAGUCGGAGCCCAGCAACACGGACGCUCAGUGCCAAGUGUUUGACGUGCCAGUCAAUGGGAUGGCAGCUGACGCUAUAAGGAUGGUGGGACUUCGGAAGAGUCCCAAUGAACCUCUGGGUUUGACGGUGCAGGUGGACGAGUCUGGGAACUUGAUGAUCGCUCGAAUUCUGAAAGGAGGCAUGAUCGACAGACAAGGUUUGCUCCACGUGGGCGACGUGAUCCUCGAAGUUAACAACGUGUCUGUGUCGACUCCGGAGGACCUUCAGGUCGAGAUCGCGAAAGCCAAAGAGUCGGUCACAUUGAAGAUUGGACCGAGUUUCGAGGAGAAUCGUUCACAGCUGGAGACUGGACUGUGCUACAUGAGAGCCCUAUUUGAUUACGAUCCGGCAGAAGACUCAUUAUUGCCAUGCAAGGAUAUUGGGCUGCCUUUCAAAAAAGGAGAUGUUUUGCAAAUAAUGAACCAGAAAGAUCCAAAUUGGUGGCAGGCCUCGAAAGUUGGAUUGAACGGCCCUGCAGGGCUGAUCCCGUCGCUGGAACUGGAAGAGCGGCGGAAGGCUUUCGUCAAACCUGAAGCUGAUUACGUGCACAAGAUUAGCAUCUGUGGAACUAGGAUAUCCAAGAAGAAGCGGAAGACCAUCUACCGAACCAGAGAGAACCUGGAGUUCGACAAGGCCGAGCUGCUGCUGUAUGAGGAGGUGACCCGCAUGCCCCCCUUCAAGAGGCGGACACUGGUGCUGAUUGGGUCGCAAGGCGUCGGCCGCCGGACGCUCAAGAACCGCAUCAUCAACAGCGACACGGAGAGGUUUGGGGGUGUCAUACCGUUUACGUCACGUCCCCCGAGAGUGCUGGAAGAGAACGGUCGUGGUUACUGGUUCACUGAUGUCGAGACGAUGAAGGAAGAAAUACGACAGAGCAAGUUCUUGGAAAGUGGAGAGCACAAUGGCCACCUGUACGGCACCAAGUUGGAUUCCAUCCGAGAAGUCAUCAGGCAAGGGAAGAUGUGCGUCUUGGACUGCAGUCCGGCCGCCCUGAAGAUUUUGCACAACUCGUCAGAGUUCAUGCCUUAUGUAAUAUUCAUAGCCGCUCCAGGCAUGGAACAGUUGAAGCAUCUCUACGGUAUUGGUCGCGGCCUCGGGUCCAGUAGGAACCUAACUUUUGAUCGUGCAAGCUCUAUCAGGUACAGUUCACGCAGAGCCCGGACCCUGGAGUCGCUGGCCUCGUUGUAUGAAGAUGAAGAUUUGCGCGAGACUCUAGAAGAAAGUGCGUGCCUACAACGAACGUUUGAUAAGUAUAUCGACCUUGUGAUUACAAACGAAGACUUUGAUGUAACAUUCCGAAAAGUUAUUGAAGCCCUGGAGAAUCUUAGUACAGAACACCAGUGGGUGCCAGUGAAUUGGGUGUAUUAACAAAUCAUUUUGCAUUGUAGAAUCUCAGUCCAUUUUUUUUUAUUAUUAUUGAUUGGUUUCUUGUUUCAUUGUAAACCCUGCUAAAGAAACUUGUGGUGUUUUGAGCUUGUACAAACAGUGUUUCUAUCAAUACGUUGAGACUAUGCACUUGAGAAUCUCAUUUGAAAACUACUCAUUUGUGUUGGAGUGAUACAAGAAUGUAUACACACUAAUCAUUUGCCUUUGAUAUUCUAUUUUUUAUGCCUUUCGUAGCUGUGUAUUGUAGUUUUCAAACUAAGUGACAGCAACAAGCUAAAGAAGAAAAAUAAGUCUAAAAUGUGACAAACAUUGCUAACAUACAUUUUAUACUUAAAUAAAUAGAUCACAAUUACCUAUGGUGUAAGUAGUUUUUUAUCACCAAGUGCUUGUUAAAUGUAAUUUGUUUUACUUAUUUUUGUUUAUUUUUGUACUACUACAUAUAUAUUCAGCUCACAUUAAAGUUUCUAUUUCAAGAUGUUAUGUGAGUUUUCACGAUUCUUCUUGAGAUGGUUAAAUGGGAAUAAAUACGUAAAAUUUUAAAGAAAAAAUAAUGGUUAUGAAACAAUAAAUGAAAAGUAAAAAAAAAUUGUUUUGGAUUAGGCUAUGCUAAAACUUUGUAGUUAAGAACAGUGUAAUUUUGUAGUAUAUGGUUUGAUUACAAAAGUGUGUCUCCAAGUGACAUAUUAAGUAAAAUGUAAUCUAAUUUUGAUCCUCAUUAUGAUCCCAAUCAUAACUUUUGAGACUACCAAGUAUCUAGGCGUAUCAAAGAUUUGGAGUAGCACCAUCUGAUGAUACCCCACCUGCUAAAAAGUUGUGGAAGAGACAAAUUUAUAAUAUUAUAACAGCUUACCUGUGGGGCAACUUGCUAUUGGCAUGGAAAGUUUAGCCAAUGGUCAUACCACAUGGAAUAAUAAUCCCUCCUACGACAUAACUGUAGAUUUCACUCAUAUCAGUUGAAACCUUUCGAGCAGAAAAUAAUUUUUUGCAAUUCUGUUUUCUUUGUUUGAUUUCAUCAAGUGUAUUGCUGUAAUCUUAUUUAAUCAACACUUGACUUGCAGAAUAUAAUAUACUUGUUCCCUCAGGUAAAUGGAACAAUACUAUAAACUUUUUAGUUAAUGAUUUUUAUUGCUUAUUUUACAACCAAUUUUUUUGAUGAGUAGGUUGGAGUGCUGUGAUUGUGUAUUGUAAACGAUAAUGUAAGUACACACAAUAGGUAACUGGGAAUAUUUAAGGAUGAGUUUUGUAAGUAAGUAAGUAAGU
Bacillus rossius redtenbacheri is the source of this 4206-nucleotide messenger RNA. RefSeq names its product protein PALS2 (gene vari). The record is from RefSeq and is a predicted model, not a curated record. Gene Ontology annotation, molecular function: protein binding. Bases 1114 to 2928 code for a protein of 604 amino acids. Gene Ontology annotation, cellular component: plasma membrane; cell-cell junction. NCBI's taxonomy places the organism in Eukaryota, Metazoa, Arthropoda, Insecta, Phasmatodea, Bacillidae. The transcript has 12 exons.